Cyclopterus lumpus (lumpfish) is the source of this 1477-nucleotide messenger RNA. RefSeq names its product mab-21-like 2 (gene mab21l2). NCBI's taxonomy places the organism in Eukaryota, Metazoa, Chordata, Actinopteri, Perciformes, Cyclopteridae. The record is from RefSeq and is a predicted model, not a curated record.
CACAAGAGGAGAGAAAAGCGGCACGAGGAGAGAUGAUGGUCACAGGCGGCGUUAGUAGCCUUUAGCGUCUGCAGCCCCAGGACACGGACGGUGACCCGCGACCCGAGCAUGACUCGGUGCUGGAAGUGCUGUUGAGUUGGACUGAUUUUAACAGGCUAACACCGUUGCAUCCCUAUCCGUUUCCUCCUCCUCCUCCUCCUCCUCCUCACACUGACGUCCAUCCGCUGCUCACAGCCAAACAACUUUUUUGAUUGAACACUUUUCUCUGCACGGGGAAGCGUCUGCCUCUGGCUUUACCGGUAAGCAUUGGAUCCGUCAACUUACUGCGACUCCCCGGUGUACGGCCCGGAGCUCUGCCCGAACAUGAUCGCGACGCAGGCGAAGCUGGUUUACCAGCUCAACAAAUACCACAACGAGAGAUGCCAAGCUCGCAAAGCGGCCAUCGCGAAGACCAUACGGGAGGUUUGUAAAGUGGUGUCGGAUGUUCUGAAGGAGGUGGAGGUGCAGGAGCCGCGGUUCAUCAGCUCCCUCAGUGAGAUCGACGCGCGCUUCGAGGGGAUGGAGGUCAUCUCCCCCAAUGAGUUCGAGGUGGUGCUUUACCUCAACCAAAUGGGGGUGUUCAACUUCGUGGACGACGGCUCCUUGCCCGGCUGCGCGGUGCUGAAGCUGAGCGACGGCCGCAAAAGGAGCAUGUCGCUGUGGGUGGAGUUCAUCACCGCCUCGGGCUACCUGUCGGCCCGAAAGAUCCGCUCCAGGUUUCAGACUCUGGUGGCGCAGGCCGUGGACAAAUGGAGCUACCGCGACGUGGUAAAGAUGGUGGCGGACACCAGCGAGGUCAGGACUACGAUCAGGGAGAGGUACGUGGUGCAGAUCACCCCCGCGUUCAAGUGCACCGGGAUUUGGCCUCGGAGCGCUGCUCAGUGGCCCAUGCCCCACAUCCCGUGGCCCGGCCCGAACCGGGGUAGCAGAAGUCAAAGCCGAGGGUUUUUAACCUCCUCCUCCAAAGAGUGCUACUCGCUAACGGGGAAGCAGAGCUCCGCGGAUAGCGACGCCUGGGUUCUGCAGUUCAGCGAGGCCGAGAACCGGCUGCUAAUGGCCGGCUGCAGAAGAAGUGCCCUGUCCGUCCUGAAGACCUUGAGGGACCGGCACCUAGAGCUGCCGGGACAGCCGCUCCAAAACUACCACAUGAAGACCCUGCUGCUGUACGAGUGCGAGAAGCACCCGAGAGAGACCGACUGGGACGAGUCUUGCCUCGGAGACCGGCUGAACGGCAUCCUGCUGCAGCUCAUAUCCUGCCUGCAGUGCCGCAGAUGUCCCCACUACUUCUUGCCAAACUUGGACUUGUUUCAGGGAAAGCCUCACUCGGCCCUGGAGGCUGCGGCGAAGCAGACGUGGAGACUAGCGAGGGAAAUCCUCACCAACGCGAAAAGUUUGGACAAACUAUGAAGUGGUUGUCGAGGAGGUGAGCCGAAGAGAC